CCCCGACUCUGCUUUGGCAUUUGCUUGUUCAGAGUACAGAACCGAAACAAAAAGAAAAAAAAACGCAAGAGAGGAUGGCAAGGUACGAUAGAGCAAUAACGGUGUUCUCGCCAGAUGGGCAUCUGUUCCGUGAGUACGCUCUAGAAGCCGUCCGUAAAGGCAACGCCGUCGUCGGUGUCCGUGGCGCCGACAACGGUCUCGCUGUCGAGAAGAAAUCAACUCCCAAACUCCAAGACUACAGAUCAGUUAGGAAGAUUGUAAGUCUGGAUAACCACAUCGCAUUGGCAUGCGCUGGACUCAAGGCAGAUGCUCGCGUGCUAAUAAACAGAGCACGGAUUGAAUGUCAAAGCCAUAGGCUAACAGUUGAGGACCCAGUGACAGUAGAGUAUAUUACCCGUUACAUUGCUGGGCUUCAGCAGAAGUACACUCAAAGUGGUGGAGUGAGACCUUUCGGCCUUUCAACUCUUAUUGUGGGCUUUGAUCCAUAUUCAGGUGCACCCUCACUAUAUCAAACAGAUCCAUCAGGUACUUUUUCUGCCUGGAAAGCCAAUGCAUCUGGGAGAAACUCUAACUCAAUUCGAGAGUUUCUGGAGAAAAACUACAAGGAAACCUCUGGGCAAGAAACUGUAAAGCUUGCAAUUAGGGCAUUGCUUGAGGUUGUUGAAAGUGGGGGAAAGAACAUAGAAGUUGCUGUAAUGACAAAGGAGCAUGGUCUGCGCCAACUUGAAGAAGCAGAAAUCGAUGCCCUCGUAGCUGAAAUUGAAGCGGAGAAAGCAGCUGCUGAAGCUGCUAAAAAGGCUCCUCCUAAAGAAACAUGAUCUCAGAUUCCCCUCACUGCAUCUUUUGAUUCCUGAAUGACCUUUGUUGUACUGCAACUUUUAUAAGUCCAUACUUGGGAAGUCGAUCAGCAUUUGCUGUGAUGCCUUUCGGAGUAAUGGCAGGAUAGGAUAUUUACAAACCGAUGUUAACUGGUGAGAUCCAAUUAAUUCAUCUGAAGAACAGUUUAGCUUCAGAACAUGAAGCAGAAAUGCAUUUGUACUUGUAUGGGUUUAUGAUUUUUAAGACCGCAGUUGGAUUGCAUGGCUUCUUUU
Molecule: messenger RNA, 1091 nt
Organism: Carica papaya (papaya)
Lineage: Eukaryota; Viridiplantae; Streptophyta; Magnoliopsida; Brassicales; Caricaceae
Gene: PAD2
Product: proteasome alpha subunit D2
Biological process (GO): ubiquitin-dependent protein catabolic process
Cellular component (GO): proteasome core complex; proteasome core complex, alpha-subunit complex
Source: RefSeq, a predicted model, not a curated record